AGCAUCGUAGUUUUGCUAGACAGCCUUUCACUCGGGGUCACUACCACGCUGGGAAUAUCUCACGUACCGUAGAGCGCGUUCCCACAACACAGCUGCCAGCACGGAAUCCACUGUUGCGCUGUGCAAUAUUGAACACUGUCCAACGGCGAAGUCAGUCAUCGACUCACUCAAAACAUCAAAGGACGUCACAUAGUCUGACAAAUAAUGGAUACAGUAAAUGGCUGAGCUCGUUGCAAAUACUUCUCCCCCUCCCCGAAAAUUUGCAGUUUCAGCUACCAAGUAACCGCUUGCAGCGCAUCGGAAAAUGACCACAAGCGAAGUAACAGGAGGAAUAUGAUUAUAUAAAGUCACUAAAAUUAAUCUGAAACGGGCCACCAGUGAAAUACUUUUUGGAGUGAAGCGCGUUCUUCAGAAUGAUUGUGCAUCGAAGCAGUCCCGUAGCAUGCAUUCGCACGGGAAGGUACGGACACAAACGUUUCGACAACGAAGAACCAGUGGCAAAAUGUCCAAGGAUCAGCGAAUCCUCGGGUGACGCGGGUCUCUUAGGUACCUCGCCGGGAUCUCCAGUGAGCGGAACCCCGCUAAGCGCAACCUCAGCCCACCAGGGUCCAGCUCGCAUCGGACAGUUCUUACUUUUGCCGUUGGUGGACAGGGUAGGAGUGCACAGCGCUUGGGACAUCGACAACGGAGAGGAAUUGGUAUGCAAGGUGUUUGACAUGGGGCAAUACCAAGAGAAGAUCAGGGCUUACAGUAUGCUACUGAAGCACAGGAACAUUGCCCAAAUCAGAGACAUUGUCCUUGGGGAGCACAUGGCCUAUGUGUUCCAGGAGAGGGACUAUGGUGACAUGCACACCUUUGUGAAGCGCUGCAAGCAUGUGCCUGAGCACCAGGCUGCCAAGCUUUUCUACCAGGCAGCUUCAGCUGUCGCCCACUGCCACCAGGCUGGCAUCGUGCUGGGAGACCUCAAACUUCGCAAGUUUGUUUUCUCAGAUGAGAAGAGGACCCAUGUGAAACUGGAGGGUCUGGAGGACUGUCGGAUUUUGCCAGGAGAGGACGACUCUGUGACAGACACUCACGGCUGCCCUGCCUAUGUCAGCCCGGAGAUUCUGAGCGGCGGAGGCAGCUACUCGGGGAAGCAGGCAGAUGCCUGGAGCCUUGGGGUGAUGCUCUAUACCAUGCUCGUGGGGCGCUACCCCUUCCACGACUCAGACCCUGUUGCCCUCUUCUCGAAGAUCCGGCGGGGCACGUACUGCCUGCCCGAGGGGCUGUCCCUGCGGGCUCGCUGUCUGCUGCGCAGCCUCCUCCGGAGGGAGCCUGCUGAGAGGCUCAGUGCAACUGAUAUCCUCAUCCACCCCUGGUUUCAUGCUAGCAUACAGGAUGCUGAUGGCCCAGAGCAGGAAGUGGGCUUAACUGAGCAGAUGGUGCCUCAGGUCGAAGUAGAGGUGGAUGAGCAGCUAUUCUGCUGAUAACACCACACCACCACACCCCAGGGUAUGCACGUAGAGCACACCUGUUUUGAAUAUCCAUAUGGAUUUUUACUUUAAUUUAGACUCAGAGUACCUUACUGUCCAUGUUCUGAAGAGAAGCCUGGCCAGCGUGUGCCAGAGCAAUUUUGGUGCUAACAACCUGUUUCAUCAUACUGCAUAAGAUGAAGGUUAGGUAGAGAUGGGAAUUGGAGGCUGUCAUCAACAUGACAAGUGUGAUCCAAGUGCUGGGGCGGGGGGGCCACUGGCCUUGAACUAUGGUUCUAUUCAGACUCUGAAUCACUCAGUGACUGCAGCAGCACCAGAAGGGUGUGGUCUGAUUUUAAAGAAAAGACUGAUGGACUCUCCAAAUGACAUAUACAUUUUUGCACACGGCAUACACUGAUAAUAAUCAGGGUGACUGCUUGGCCUCAUAACUCUCAGAAAGGUGCCAAGCUGUACAGAAAUGUACAGAUUGGAAAGGCUGGACUAAGAGAAUGAGGAAGAGUGAAACAAGAGGCCAGUGUCAGACCUCUGAAGCUUUUGGGUCUUUACUGACAUCAAAACCCUUAUCUGAGCACUGCAUCUAAUAGUAUUGGAUUAAGAAUGGACAUUGCCAAUUUUGAAGUCUAAAAUAGAAGAUCUUAGUUAAAUCCAGUCAGUACAUAUGUAUACACUGCACAAUAGGAGUCUGUUUAAAAAGAUAAUACCAUUUUAUUUUGGAAUGUGAUUAAUGAUUGUCAGUGACCCAGUGCUCUAUUCUUUCUGGACAGAUUCCUGGUCCAGUUAGUCAGUGCAGUGUUUUCGUACUUGAAUCCUAUGAAGUUUCAUAAGUCACAGGGCUUUCAACAGUCUGACAAAACGAAGUCUAGUUGUGAGUAAGCUGUGCCGUGACUCAAUAGCUGGGUUUUUCAACAGAGAAGUGGAUUAGGACAGGAUUAGUCUGUAUGAUUGUAUGUAGGUUCUUUUUUGUUUUUUUUGUUUUUGUUUUUUUACUUUUAUUCUACUGUAAACCACAUCGAAGAACCCACACCAGCUCAGUUGAAAGUGUAGAACCAUGCUGUCAGAGGCUGUGAUGUUGCCUCCCACUCGGUUGCUAGAAGUUGUACUGUAUCUUAGAUCAGUGGCAAAGCAGCAGGAUAAUAAUAAACUGAGGUUGGCUGGAUAACCAAAUGUCUGCCUCAUGCAUGCAGCACAUUGAGAAUGCUGACACGGGUGCACAAAGUUCAUAUUGCACUGUGAAUUAUGUAUUUGUGACACAAGCUCAAGGCUAGACCAAAAGGGUCUAACAGAAAUUAUUCAUUAUAAAAUGAAAGCAUGUAAAUAUGUACAUUCUAUGUGUGUGUGUGAAGAUUGAAUAAAAAUAAAC
Molecule: messenger RNA, 2832 nt
Organism: Electrophorus electricus (electric eel)
Lineage: Eukaryota; Metazoa; Chordata; Actinopteri; Gymnotiformes; Gymnotidae
Gene: trib1
Product: tribbles pseudokinase 1
Biological process (GO): protein phosphorylation; regulation of MAP kinase activity; positive regulation of proteasomal ubiquitin-dependent protein catabolic process
Cellular component (GO): nucleus
Molecular function (GO): ATP binding; mitogen-activated protein kinase kinase binding; protein kinase activity
Source: RefSeq, a predicted model, not a curated record